Molecule: messenger RNA, 1578 nt
Organism: Osmia bicornis bicornis
Lineage: Eukaryota; Metazoa; Arthropoda; Insecta; Hymenoptera; Megachilidae
Product: beta-1,3-glucan-binding protein-like
Exons: 8
Coding region: 67-1491 (474 amino acids)
Biological process (GO): carbohydrate metabolic process
Molecular function (GO): hydrolase activity, hydrolyzing O-glycosyl compounds; carbohydrate binding
Source: RefSeq, a predicted model, not a curated record
AAUGAUGGGAAGUGGAAUCCCGUUCCUCAGUUUUCUUUAGACCAGCAUCAUCGUUGAACGUUCACGAUGACCACUCUACCGACCAAGAUGCUUCUUCUUGAAAUUCUUUUAUUACUCAUCGUGGUCCAGGAAAACUUUGCUCAAUACCUUCCUCCAACACCGACAGUAGAACCUCUUUAUCCGAAAGGAUUGCGAAUGUCCAUUCCACAUGAGGAUGGCAUCUCCUUGGUCGCCUAUCAUGUGAAAUUUAACGAAGAUUUCAAUGGCCUCGAGGCAGGAACUAUUGCCAGAGAUAUCGUAAAAGCUCGCAAUGGUCGAUGGACUUACGAGGAUCGAACCACAAGGUUGAAGCGAGGCCAAACAAUUUAUUACUGGAUCCAUGUAGUUUACGAUGGCCUCGGUUACAACUUGGUGGAUCAACAGCACGAAGUAAACGAGUUCUACAAUUAUGAUGGAACGCCAGUAAGUGCACCCACUGGAGGCAGCAUCGUUUGCGCGAGACCAUCUGAGACAAGGACGUUCGAAACCGACCGCAAUACUCCACAAACAAAUCGACAAAAUAUCUGUCCAGGACAAUUAUUAUUCGAAGAUAAUUUUGAUACACUUGAUUCUAGCCGCUGGAGGACCAUCGAACGUUUCUCCAACGCACCAAACUACGAGUUUGUAGUUUACAAGAACGAUAGGAACAAUGUAGAUGUCUGGGACGGCGUUUUACAUAUUAGACCCACCCUCACUAAUGUCGUGUUUGGAAGAGAUUUCAUUCGCGAGGGUACUUUGACGCUAGAGAAAUGCACCAGCGAGAUUGGUACUGCAAAUUGCAAACAAGUAGGACGCGCACCGUUCAUUCUACCGCCUGUAAUAGCAGGACGUAUAAACAGCAAACCAUCUUUCCUCUUUUUGUAUGGACACGUCCAAAUUCGAGCUAAAUUACCGCGUGGCGAUUGGUUGUAUCCUUUGAUAACGCUAGAAAGUACCGAGGGGAAUACAGAUGAUUCGAAAGCGUAUUGUGAGAUCAUAAUAGCUCACUCAGUUGGUAAUCCUUCGCUCCAAUCGAAAGACGGAAAAGAUUUCAGUGGACACCUUCUUCAGGCUGGCGGAUACGCGGUCUCAAAGGAUAACCAAAAUAAGCAGAACAAUCGGUUGAAUCUUCUUAGUAAAAAUUCAAGUUCGUUAUGGUCGGACAGUUAUCACGUAUUCGACUUGAUAUGGAAACCUGGCCAAGUAGUGGUCAAGGUUGACAAUGAACAAUAUGGCGAGCAACAAUUGCCACCUCUAUAUGAUACACCGCUUUAUCUGAACUUCGGCGUAGCGGUCGGAGGUCACGUUGUCUUCCCUAACACUUGCACGAGUGGUCUUUACGAGAAGCCUUGGAAGAAUCUAUCACCGAAGGCACUGAAUGACUUUUAUCAAGCGGAGAGCAACUGGCUGGAGACAUGGCAUAACAGUGAUACUGGUCUCCACAUCGACUACGUUAAAGUGUGGGCAAUCUAAGAACAGCAUAGUCUUCAAGAACAAUUAUUAAUACUCUAAACGCGUUUAAAUUCUAUCACUCGUUUUCCAUCCGUUUUGUGAUAUCGC